UAGAAGUAAACCCUGUGGGGUGGGGUUUGUGCCGCCGAUUGUAGUUAUGAAACCCCAGCAGCGGCUUCUUUUGUAACCUGUCAACUCGUCAUUCAUUCGUUCGUUUUGUAACGCGACUCACGGAUAGAUUUUAGGCUACCUGUCAGGGGUGUUUUUUUUAUGACGCAAACUGUUGCAAAUGAUUUUGACAUAAUUUAUUUGACUAUUAUUAUAUAUUUACUGCGUUGAAAAGUGACGGAUUUGGUCAAAGAGAAUGUCUGUAGGCAAAGAUAUGAAGUCCGUGUCUCAGGUCCGUGAACUCCUGAGAGAGGUGAUGUUGGGUCGUGAGGAUCCGGACGGGUUUUUCUGUCUGUGUUUGUCUCUGCUGGGGGACACAGACACCCGUACACACUUUCUGGACAUGAUCGAACCCCUUUCAUCCGGACAUGAACAUCUACACAGUCAGCUGACUGCAAUCUUUCUGGAGUACUUCUCUAAGGAUGAAGCAGAUGAAUUAGAGUUGGCCUUAACACUGUCUCUCAAUGAAACCAAACACAUCAAAACAGAUUUUAGGCAGCAGAAUUCAGACCAUCAGCCUCAUAUGCCUUCCUGUUACAAAAGCUAUGCUGACAUGACAACAGUAACUUCAGGUGGUGAUCAGCCAAAAGUCAACCAGCCUAUUACAAAAUUGACACUAGAUACUGAAGUACAUAAAAAUACAUGUGCCAUUAAAAACAUAAAUAAAGACAAUGAUGAUCUCAAAGUCACAAAGUCAAAGAGGUCACAAAGGCGUCUGCGUAAGAAGGAACUUCUGUUGAAAAACCCAUCGGGGCCGCGACCCGUUCUGCUGUGGUUGAGAAGGGACCUCCGCAUGUGGGAUAACCCUGCUCUGAUUGGCUGCCUGGAGCUUGGUGGACCAGUCAUACCAGUCUUUUUGUGGAAUGCAGUGGAGGAGGAGGGUCCAGGGGUUACUGUGGCAUCCGGCGGGGCCUGUAAAUACUGGCUGCAUCAGGCACUAGUUAGUCUGACCCUCUCUCUAGAGCAGCUUGGAAGCCACUUGGUGACCUUGAAGGCAGAGCCCUCAUCUUUGACAGCGCUGCAGGGGUUGAUCGCUGAGACAGGGGCAGCAUCGGUCGUGGCAACGGCCCUGUAUGAACCGUGGUUAAAAGAAAGAGAUGACAGCGUGUGGGAGACACUGGAGAAACAAGGUGUUAAUUGUCACAUCUACCAUUCCUACUGCCUUAGGGACCCCUAUGCGGUCACCACACGGGGCGUUGGACUACGAGGUAUCGGCUCUGUCUCUCACUUUAUGAGCUGCUGCCAGCAGAACCCUGGCAGUGGACUGGGAGCUCCACUGGAUGCCCCCAGUGCCCUGCCUGCACCCUCAACAUGGCCGCAGGGAUGCCCGCUUGUUGAUCUGGAGCUUGCACGCAUGCCACGCAGGAAAGAUGGCACAGAGAUUGACUGGGCCGUGAACAUUCGGAAAUCAUGGGACUUCAGUGAAAAAGGAGCUCAGGCCCAUCUUGAGGCCUUCCUGCGAGAUGGUGUGUACCGUUAUGAAAAGGAGUCAAGUCGAGCGGAUGCCCCAAACACCAGCUCUAUAUCUCCAUAUCUGCACUUUGGGCAGCUGAGUGCACGCCGCCUAUUAUGGGACGCCCGUGGAGCUCGCUGCAGAUCUCCCAAAUUCCAGCGCAAACUGUCCUGGAGGGACCUGGCGUACUGGCAGCUGUGCCUUUUCCCAGACCUGCCCUGGGAGUCCAUCAGGCCACCGUAUAAGGUUUUGCGCUGGAGUUCAGACCGUGCCCAUCUGAAGGCCUGGCAGCGUGGAUUCACAGGGUACCCGCUGGUAGAUGCAGCAAUGAGACAGCUGUGGCAAACUGGCUGGAUGAACAACUACAUGAGACAUGUGGUGGCCUCCUUCCUCAUUGCUUAUUUGCAUUUUCCCUGGCAAGAAGGAUACCGCUGGUUUCAGGACACGCUGCUGGAUGCUGAUGUUGCCAUAGAUGCCAUGAUGUGGCAGAAUGGAGGAAUGUGUGGACUGGAUCAUUGGAACUUCGUCAUGCACCCUGUUGAUGCAGCACUGACCUGUGACCCCUAUGGCACCUAUGUGCGGCAGUGGUGUCCUGAACUGAAGGCCCUUCCUGAUGACCUCAUCCAUAAGCCCUGGAAGUGUCCAGCGUCAAUGCUGCGUAGGGCAGGUGUGGUUUUAGGGGGUAACUACCCAGAGCGGGUUGUUACUGACCUUGAGGAGCGACGUGCACAGUCUCUACAGGAUGUUGCAUCAGUGCGGAGGCGUUUCAGACAGUUUAUAGACCAGCGAUCAGGCUGUGAUCUGGUGCCUCUGCCUGCCAGGCUGGUACAGGAAGCUCUGGGCAGUAUGGGGGAUGUUGUAAGGCAUGAAGGAAAUGGGUUCCUCCUCCCAGUCAUCACCCGCAUGGAGUUUAAACACCAUUCGGAGGAUCCAGACAGGCAGGACAACCCGUACAACGCUGUGCUAAAGGGCUACGUCAGUCGCAAACGGGAUGAAACCAUUGCCUUCCUCAACGAGCGAGACUUCACAGCCAGCGUGAUGUGUGAGACUGCACAGCGUAGAGAGAGGUUAGAGAGGGACUGUUGUCUUCUGGAGGGUCUACCUCAGCCCACAGCCUCACGUGGCCGGGCCAGGCGUACCCCAACCAGAGACCCUUACAGCAAAGUGCCUGGGGGUGUCGCUGUUCCCCACAGAUAACAACAGAAUGACAUGAAGGCUGGAAUACAGUAAAUGACUUCUGCAUAA
This is a messenger RNA of Rhinichthys klamathensis goyatoka, 2755 nucleotides long. RefSeq names its product deoxyribodipyrimidine photo-lyase. Gene Ontology annotation, cellular component: cytoplasm; nucleus. The coding region runs from base 254 to 2707 and encodes 817 amino acids. NCBI's taxonomy places the organism in Eukaryota, Metazoa, Chordata, Actinopteri, Cypriniformes, Leuciscidae. The transcript is spliced from 8 exons. The record is from RefSeq and is a predicted model, not a curated record. Gene Ontology annotation, biological process: circadian regulation of gene expression; entrainment of circadian clock by photoperiod. Gene Ontology annotation, molecular function: DNA binding; FAD binding.